Molecule: messenger RNA, 7443 nt
Organism: Electrophorus electricus (electric eel)
Lineage: Eukaryota; Metazoa; Chordata; Actinopteri; Gymnotiformes; Gymnotidae
Gene: znf423
Product: zinc finger protein 423
Biological process (GO): regulation of transcription by RNA polymerase II
Cellular component (GO): nucleus
Molecular function (GO): RNA polymerase II cis-regulatory region sequence-specific DNA binding; DNA-binding transcription activator activity, RNA polymerase II-specific
Source: RefSeq, a predicted model, not a curated record
ACACACACACACACACACACACACACACACAAACACACUAUAAAUUAUGUGCGUUUUGCAAAAUUUACAUGCCUUAGACGUUAGGCGCAUUUCAAACAACAUGGCAUUUUCUCCAGCAUAAAACGUAUUAAAUUCUCCCUAAAAUAGCCCCAGUAGUGAUUCCAAACAGGACCACCACAUUUAGAGUUCACGCCUCUUUUCUCUUGAGUCUUAAUUAAUUUCAUCCACAUGUCUUGUAGCCGUUUUCUAAGCUUUUCGCUGUUGCGAAAGGAAAAAAAAAAAGUAAAUCCAAGAGAAGAUGACAGAGGGUGUAAUCGCGUGCUAUGUGAUUUAACAAUGCGAGUUUUUCAAGCCAUUCACGUCUUAGCUGUCCUUGACCCACAAGGAGCUUGUAAUAUGGGCUAUUUCUCGCCUUUGUAUUUAGAAAGGGGUGCAACUGCGGCGGAGCCAAGGGCCCCCCUCUCCGGGACGCCGGAGGCGCUUUUAAAGGCAGUCUCCAGGCGCGCGGCCAUUCCAGUGGGGGUUCAGACGAGAGCGAGAAGGGGCCCCCCGCCUCCACGGGAGGUCAAUUUUAAAGGCCGCCUCGCGACUCGACGGGGAGGCGAGGCUCAGUCCGCGGGACACCCCGCUGCUCAAGACAGGGGACCCACCGUGUUAUCCAUGACAACGGCCGGGCAGCUCCGGCUCGGUCAAAGAGCGCGCCGCGGAGAAGAGGCGAGAACAAAGCCGCGUGUGAUAUUUUUUGAAUAUUUCUUUGGCUCGUGUUGCCAACGUGCCCUCUUUCUGUCAGUGGAGUAUUGCGUCUCAAACUGCGGACGCCCAGACGGAAGCUGCGAGGAAUUUUGGCUAUGCCCUAGAUACGACUCGCAUGAUCCGUGCGAAGGCCCGACCCUGCACCGUGCACACUGACGCUUGGCUGUAGGCUUUCUUUGAUGUUACAAACAUGCCCGCGCGUUUGCCUAUGGAUUCCAGCACGCUGUUACGGCGCAGAACGUUCUGGGUGUAAUAUAGACGCCAAGCGCGAUCCAAACUACGUUUAACAUAAAUAAACGGAAGUACUUAGGAACAAUUUUUAAAAAAACUAAAAAAUUAAAUAUUUUAAAAUAAGUUAUUAAAACAUGAAAUUAUCCUGAUUCCAGAGAUAAUUUUAUAGCUCUAGCAUACUAACACAAUUAGACCCAUCUUAAAGAAGCGAGAAUUAUACCCUAAACAUAAGCGAUCGCGCUGAAGUAGUAAUUAUAGACAAGUAAAAGCUUGUUUUCCACAUAGCAGCAAAAUGCAAAAAAAACAAAAAAACAAUAAAAAUAAAUAUGCAGGUGAACUGAAAAUUCAUCGGUAAAAAUCUCCUCUGCGCGGUAAAAUGCUGGAGUGAGCCCAAGACGAUGGCACCGCGUAACGAGAGUGAGGACCGUAUAACACAAUCCAGUCCGUCUUUUUCCUGUGCGCAGCAGUUCCUCGAAGCUCCAUGUUUUGGCCCUGAUCCGUGCUCCAAGUUAAGCUGUAGUUUCCAUGGCUGACCAUGGUUUGGUGCUGUUGGCUCUCUCUGUCUGCUCAACCCAGGCUGUGCGGAGCUCCCUGCGGGAUCAGAGCGCUCCCCCGCCGGGACCCUACUCUCACAUCCUCCUGCUGGGACACGGCUACACUUCCAGCCAAGCCUGGCUUUAUUAUGUGUGUCUGCGCUGCAGCCCCGCCAGCAGUCGGAUCGGGAGGCGGAGGACGGACCAGACUCAGGACAAAGAAAAAGGGAGAGAGAGGCUAGCGACCGCAAACAUUCACGGCUUUCGGGGAAUUGAAAAGGGGGAUAAAGCAAACGGGAAAAUCCCCACAGGUGAAAAUGCUGCGUAAAAUGGCAUUGAGGGUGCCUUCGGAAAAAUAAGAGUCCGAGGAGGGCGGCUCGGUGUUUGCGGGAUCAGGGCGAGGAAAAGAGACAGUUCCGACAACUGCACAAAACAGAACCUCCAGCGGACCACGCGGGCGGAAAGAAAGAAGAAUAAAAACCCACAAACGGAUCCAAACCGAAAUCGUUUGCUCGUUUACUUGUGGUUAACGCAUUAUCGGGAAGUGUUGGCACCUUUCUGAAGACUGAUCAGGUGUUACCGUAACGCAGCCGCUUCUCCAAACUCUGACCGUGUCUCGGUAAAGACGCUCCACCGUCCGCGACGUCGGUCUGUGCGCGGAACAAAAGAUCGUGGCGUUAGGAUCACCGACCACCGCAAGUUGUUCCGUUCAAAUCUACAGGUUAUAUCCAGCGGUCGAAGUUGUUGAAAUUUGCGGAAUAUCCGGCGGCUGCUGCUCUCCGUUGCGCGCGGCCAUCCCUUCCUCAUAGUGCUACUGGACUACCGCGACACCAGUCCGAAGUUGCCGCAUUGCAACAGGCGAAGUAGGGGGGGAAGCACAACGCGCGCUUUUAGCCUAUGGUUGUUGGCACAGUAGGACGGGAGAUCCAAACAAGAGGAAACGCACCGAGGCAGAAAUGUCCAGGCGCAAGCAGGCCAAACCUCGCUCCGUUAAAGCGGUAGAAGAGGCAAACUCGGCUGAAUUUGCAAGUAAUUGGGACUCCUCCACUCCAGCAGAUGCGGCCGUGCCUGAGCGUGACAGUGAUGUGAAGGACAGGGCUGGUGUGGAGGAUGGAGAGCACAGUGUGACCAGCCAUGACGACCGCGCCGGGGACGACGACCUGGACGACGAGUCCAUCUUCACCUGUGACAACUGCCAGCAGGACUUUGAGUGCCUGGCCGACCUGACGGAGCACCGCACCAACCACUGCCCCGCAGAUGGUGACGAUGACCCGGGGCUCUCCUGGGUGGCGUCCUCUCCCUCCAGCAAAGACGUGGCAUCACCAUCGCAGAUGCUGGGGGACGGCUGCUGCGAUCUGGGCAUGGGCACCGGGGAGGAGGAAGGAGGCUCGGGCCUGCCCUACCCCUGCCAGUUCUGCGACAAGUCCUUCAGCCGCCUGAGCUACCUGAAGCGUCACGAGCAGAUCCACAGCGACAAGCUGCCCUUCAAGUGCACCUUCUGCAGCCGCCUGUUCAAGCACAAGCGCAGCCGCGACCGCCACGUCAAGCUCCACACCGGCGACAAGAAGUACAGCUGCCAGGAAUGCGAGGCUGCCUUCUCCCGGAGCGACCACCUGAAGAUCCACCUGAAGACGCACAGCUCCAGCAAGCCCUUCAAGUGCAGCAUCUGCAAGCGCGGCUUCUCCUCCACCUCCUCCCUGCAGAGUCACAUGCAGGCGCACAGGAAGAACAAGGAGCACAUGGCCAGGAAGGACCAGGGCAAGCGGGACGGAUCUGUGGGCGACGGCGCCGAGCAGGACCAGGACCUGUACAUGUGCGACUACUGCGAGGAGACCUUCAGCCAGACGGACGAGCUGGAGAAGCAUGUUCUGACGCGCCAUCCGCAGCUCUCGGACCGAGCGGAGCUGCAGUGCAUCCACUGCCCCGAGAUCUUUGGCGAUGAGGGUACCCUGCUCACCCACAUCGACCGGACGCACGCCAACAAGAAGCACAAGUGCCCCGUGUGCGCCGAGCAGUUUCCGUCCGUGGAGGACGUGUACUGCCACCUGGACAGCCACCGGCAGCCCGACUCCAGCAACCACAGCGCCAGCCCCGAUCCGGUGCUGGGGAGCGUGGCGUCCAUGAGCAGCGCCACGCCCGACUCCAGCGCCUCACUGGAGAGGGGCUCCACCCCGGACUCCACCCUCAAGUCCACGCAGGGCCGACGCAAAGCCGCCCCAUCCUCCGACCACGAAGAGGGAGGCUGGUCGGGAAAGGUGACGUACAGUUGCCCCUACUGCUCCAAGAGGGACUUCAACAGCCUGGCCGUUCUGGAGAUCCACCUGAAGACGAUCCACGCAGACAAGCCCCAGCAGAGCCACACCUGCCAGCUGUGUCUGGACACCCUGCCGACCCUCUACAACCUGAAUGAGCACGUGCGGAAAGCCCAUCGUUCCGGCGGGAGCUCUGCCUCCAGCUACCCUCUCCUCCAGUUCAGCAACGUGUCUGCCUUUCACUGCAACUACUGCCCAGACAUGUUCGCAGACAUCAACACCCUGCAGGAGCACAUCCGGGUCUCGCACUGUUUGCCCGGGGGCGUGGUCGCCGGCUCCACCACCCUGGAGGGGAACCAUGCCUUCUUCUGCAACCAGUGCUCCAUGGGGUUCCUGACGGAGUCCUCGCUCACGGAACACAUCCAGCAGACCCACUGCAGCAGCGGAGGGGGCGUGGCCAAGAUGGAGUCUCCCGUGCUGCAGGCGUCACAGUCCUUCAUGGAGGUGUACUCCUGUCCCUACUGCACCAACUCCCCGAUCUUUGGCUCCCUGCUCAAACUCACCAAACACAUCAAGGAGAACCACAAGAACAUCCCACUGGCCAACAACAAGCGCAAGGUCAAGGUGGCCGACCUGAGCCCGGCGUCCUCCGACGUGGAGAUCUCCUCCCCCAAACGCCACAGGGUGUCCAGCGACGCCAGCCAGCCGGGCGGCAACGCCGACUACCCCUGCAACCAGUGCGACCUUCGAUUCACCAGCUUCGAGGGCUUCCAGACCCACCUCAAGACCCACCUGGAGCUGCUGCUGAGGAGACAGUCCUGUCCUCAGUGCAACAAAGAGGACUUUGACUCCCAGGAGUCCCUGCUGCAGCACCUGACCGUCCACUACACCACCACGUCCACGCAGUACGUCUGCGAGAGCUGCGACAAGCAGUUCUCGUCCGUGGACGACCUGCAGAAGCACUUACUGGACAUGCACACGUUCGUGCUCUACCACUGCACGCUGUGUCAGGAGGUGUUCGAUUCCAAGGUCUCCAUCCAGGUCCACCUGGCGGUCAAGCACAGCAAUGAGAAGAAGAUGUACCGGUGCACGGCGUGCGCAUGGGACUUCCGCAAGGAGAGCGACCUGCAGACGCACGUCAAACACAGCCACCUGAGCCAGCCCGCCGGGCCUGGGGUCGCCAGCAAAGCCCGCAAGUGCAUAUUCUGUGGUGAGAGUUUCAGCACGGAGGUGGAGCUCCAGUGCCACAUCACCACCCACAGCAAAAAGUUCAACUGCCGCUUCUGUGGGAAGGCCUUCCACGCCAUCGCCCUGCUGGAGAGGCACCUCCGGGAGAAGCACUGCAUAUUCGACGGGAACGGGAACGGGAAUGGGGGGAGCCAGAACGGGACUCCCAACGGCGUGACCCAGGGCUCGAAGCGUGGAGGGGGUGGCUCGGCGGCCGCCGCCGAGCAGGCCGACCUGCAGAGCAUGCUCCUGAAGGGCGGGGCCCAAGAGACAGCCAAUAGCCAUGAAGCCAGCGGAGGAGAGGAGGAGCUGGACGCCUCGGAGCCCAUGUACGCCUGCGACAUCUGCGGCGCGGCGUACACCAUGGAGUCACUGCUCCAGAACCACCGGCUACGCGACCACAACAUCAGGCCAGGUGAGGACGACGCCGGCUCGCGUAAGAAGAAGGCUGACUUCAUCAAAGGCAACCACAAGUGCAACGUCUGCUCCCGGACCUUCUUCUCAGAGAGCGGCCUGCGGGAACACGCCCAGACCCACCGCGGCCCGGCCAAGCACUACAUGUGCCCCAUCUGCGGCGAACGCUUCCCCUCUCUGCUCACCCUCACCGAGCACAAGGUCACCCACAGCAAGAGCCUGGACACAGGCACCUGCCGAAUCUGCAAGAUGCCACUGCAAAGCGAGGAGGAGUUCAUCGAGCACUGCCAGAUGCACCCCGACCUCAGGAACUCCCUGACAGGCUUCCGCUGUGUGGUCUGCAUGCAGACCGUCACCUCCACACUGGAGCUGAAGAUCCACGGGACCUUCCACAUGCAGAAGCUCUCCUCGUCUGGGGUCAGCGGCUGCGCCGGCGGAGGCUCGGCCUCCUCCUCCCCCAACGGCCAGCUGCAGGCCCACAAGCUCUACAAGUGCGCCCUCUGCCUGAAAGAGUUCAAGAACAAGCAGGAGCUGGUGAAGCUGGACGUGAACGGCCUGCCCUUUGGGCUGUGCGCCAGCUGCAUGAGCCGGGGCACCAACGGGCAGUCGCCCAGUGGGCUCGGAGCCCCGCAGGAGCCUGGCGAGAAGGGAGCCUCCGGGCUGCGCUGUCCUGAGUGCGCUGUCAAGUUUGAGACGCUGGAAGACCUGGAGAGCCACGUGCAGGUGGACCACCCUGAGAUGAGCCCCGAGACCAGCUCAGCAAAGAAAGCAACGGAGGCCUCACCUGUCCCUAAGAAGAAAACGUAUCAGUGCAUCAAAUGCCAAAUGACCUUUGAGACGGAACGCGAGAUCCAGAUCCAUGUUGCCAAUCACAUGAUCGGAGAUCCCGCCCACCUGCCGUCAGAGGAAGGCAUCAAUCAUGAAUGCAAGCUGUGUAACCAGAUGUUUGAUUCGCCAGCUAAGCUCCUGUGCCACCUGAUCGAGCACAGCUUCGAGGGCAUGGGCGGCACCUUCAAGUGCCCCGUCUGCUUCACAGUGUUUGUGCAGGCCAAUAAGCUGCAGCAGCACAUCUUUGCUGUGCACGGUCAGGAAGACAAGAUCUAUGACUGUUCCCAGUGUCCACAGAAGUUCUUCUUCCAGACCGAGCUGCAGAACCACACACUGAGCCAGCACGCGCAGUGAGACCAGGCCCCGCAGGACUCCCGGUUCAGCCCGGAACCCCGACCCAGGCCCAGUGGGGGAGGACCAUUUCAACAUCACAGCCAAUCAAAGUGUCAUUUGCUACUCACAUGUAAAACUCUAACGAUCCCUCCACCAGGCACAGCUAUUACGGACGGUAGGGGUGGAAUAUUAAUGGCAUAUGCUAUUAAAAAGAAAAGAGAGGGUGAGGGAGGAGACAGAGGAGAGAAAAAGGUAUUCUACGUGCAGUAUUUCUUAUCGUCCGCUUCCCGUUUGUGUGUUCCCUUAUUCUUUUCCUUUUUUUUCGCUUUUCUUUCUUCUUUUUUUUCUUUUUUUUUAAGGGGGGAGGGGGGCAACAAAAGGGGGAAAAAUGGAAGAAAAGCCUAUGGCUUCCGUUUCCGCUUUUAGUCCUUAGAAAAGCUUCACUUACCUUGUCCUCCGUUGCUUAUUGUGUAAAACUUCAUAGGUGCCGUUUUUUUUUCCUUUAGCGCGGUUCUUUUUGACCUCUCGGUUCCUGUACCGUUUAUUUCUUGCAGUAAAUAGGUACUUGUGCUGUCAUGUGAAUGCUUGCCAGUCGUAAAAUCUUUUUUUCCCUUUCUAUUAUUAUUGUUAUAUAUUUUCUUUUUUCUAAUUACAGUAAAAAAAAAAAGACAAAAAACAUAUACAUUGACAAAAAAAUUAACGGUUUUGAUGGGAUUUUGCAGUUCAUGGGCCUUAUGGUUGUUGUAAAAAAUGAAUAUCAUCGAUUUCAGUUCAACUGGAUGAUGUCUGCUUUUUAAAUGUGAAUUAACCAGAUUGCAAUAAAAACUAGUACAGUUGAAAAUAAACAAAUAAAUGAAUCAUGACUAAAGGGA